AUGAUAAUAUGGCUUUUUUGUUUCCCCUCCAAAAAUUUACCUUUUUUUUUUUUUUACUGUUUCUCCCUCUUGCCCAUCGCGGGGAUUUUUAUUUUUUUGCUCUUCUUCUUCUUCCUCUUCUCUCUUCAGCUUCAGCGUCACCGUCGACUUCAACGCCUGCUUCGAUUCCAGCUUCUUUGCGCCGGUAACUCCUCGACCUUUUUCAACCAGCCCACCGCCGUCUUCUCCGCCAUCAUGAUUAUCUUCAAGGAUAUCAUCACCGAUGACGAGCUCAUCUCGGACGCCUACAAGAUGCAAGACAAGGGCGUCAUCUACGAGGUCGACGCAAAGAGAGUCACCAAGGGCGCUGACAACAUCCAACUCGAGGGAGCCAACCCUUCCGCUGAAGAGGCCGACGAAGGCACGGAGGAUACUAGCACGACCGUCAUCGACGUCGCCGACUCCUUCAGACUCAGCCCCGUUGAGUUCGAUAAGAAGGCCUACACCUCUGCCGUCAAGAGUACCUUCUCCCUCCCCCGCACCAAAUAG
This is a messenger RNA of Trichophyton verrucosum HKI 0517, 528 nucleotides long. RefSeq names its product TCTP family protein. Gene Ontology annotation, molecular function: calcium ion binding. Lineage: Eukaryota; Fungi; Ascomycota; Eurotiomycetes; Onygenales; Arthrodermataceae. The transcript has 4 exons. The record is from RefSeq and is a predicted model, not a curated record. Bases 1 to 528 code for a protein of 175 amino acids. Gene Ontology annotation, cellular component: cytoplasm.